Messenger RNA from Megachile rotundata (alfalfa leafcutting bee), 864 nucleotides. RefSeq lists its product as uncharacterized. Gene Ontology annotation, biological process: detection of chemical stimulus involved in sensory perception of smell; sensory perception of smell. Gene Ontology annotation, cellular component: plasma membrane. The record is from RefSeq and is a predicted model, not a curated record. Lineage: Eukaryota; Metazoa; Arthropoda; Insecta; Hymenoptera; Megachilidae. Gene Ontology annotation, molecular function: odorant binding; olfactory receptor activity.
AUGGGGCAGACGGAUCCCGAGAUUCUGAGCGACUACAGCCUUCAAUUUAACAGAUGGCUGCUGAAGUCCAUAGGUGCCUGGCCUAAAUCAUUCUCCAGCACCAAAACGGAAUUAACAGUCUCGCAAAUUUUGACGGUGAUUGCUUACACCACCAUUUUGAUCACCGUAAUUCCUGCCAUUCUACAGCUGAUUUUAGAGGCCAUCGACUUACAUACAAAGGUGGUCCUUGUGGGUGCGAUAUCCCAUUGGUGUCUGGGCGGCAUCGGGUACACCAUGUUGCUGAUGCACGAUGAGGAGAUAAAAUGGUGCGUGGAACGAGUGAAGAACGACUGGCGGUCUAUAAUGAACCCCGAGAUGCAGCAGACGAUGAUCAAAGACGCAAAACUUAGUCGCUACGUGCUCUCCCUGUGCGCGAUUCUCAUGCAAGGUGCGGUUUUGGGCUUCGGUGUCGAGAAAGCAUUGUCGACGCAGGUCAUCACGGUCGGAAACGAAACUAAGGUCGUGCACAUGCUACCUUGUGCCACGUAUAGGAAACUGCUACCCGUCGACACCAAUCCCACUUUUGAAAUCGUUCUUGUCGCGCAACUUGUUUCCGGAUUUUUCGUGAACGGUACUUUCGCCGGUGCUUUCAGUUUGGCUAGCGCUUUUACACUGCACGCGUACAGUCAGCUGAGUAUACUCGCCAUGUGGAUCACGGAAGCUGUGGAUCAGUCGAGUUUGAACGAUGUUGGGGCUAUCGUAAGAAAACAUUUGGCAAUUUUGAGCUUUAUAUCGCGUAUAGAGGCUAUAAUGAACGAGAUAUGCUUCAUGAAAUUGUUUAAGUGCACCUUUAGUAUAUGCCCGCUUAUAACUUAUGGUUUCUAA